Molecule: messenger RNA, 3582 nt
Organism: Taeniopygia guttata (zebra finch)
Lineage: Eukaryota; Metazoa; Chordata; Aves; Passeriformes; Estrildidae
Source: RefSeq, a predicted model, not a curated record
CCGCGGGCGAGCGCACGGCCAGGUGGAGCGGCGGGCACGGCCAGGUGGAGCGGCGGGGCAGGGCCCGGUGGAGCGGCGGGCACGGCCAGGUGGAACGGCGGGCACGGCCAGGUGGAGCGGCACCGGCACCGGCACUACCCGGGGGAGUCACUGCGCUCCUGCCCCGCCCGGCUCCGCUCCUGCCCUGCCCGGCUCCGCUCCAUCCCGGUGCGGUAGUGGUGCCGCGGCGAUGAGCGCGGAGCUGGACGGCGUGUCCGUGCACUCCUCCUCCUCCUCGUCGGGCUCGCUGGGCUCGGCGGCGGGGCCGGCGCCGCGGCCGCUCUCGGCGAACGUGCGGCGGCUGCACCAGGCGCUCACGGCGCUGCUGAGCGAGGCGGAGCGGGAGCGCUUCAUCCUCUGCCUCAACGCUUACCACGGCCGCCGCAACGUCUGCGACCUGGUGCGCUCCCUGCGCGCCCUCCUCGACGGGCCCCGCCGCCGGCAGCUGCUGCCGCUGCUGCGCCUGGUCCUGCCGCGCUCCGACCAGCUCCUCUUCGAUCAAUACACCGCCGAGGGGCCCUACCUGCCGCCGCCCGGCCGCCCCCCGCCGCCCCCCGCCCCGCCGCCGGUGGUCCCGGGCGAGCUGCGGCAGGUGACGCUGCGCCGGAGCAAAGCCCACGAGGGUCUGGGCUUCAGCAUCCGCGGCGGCGCCGAGCACGGCGUGGGCAUCUACGUGUCGCUGGUGGAACCCGGCUCUCUGGCCGAGCGGGAGGGGCUGCGCGUCGGCGAUCAGAUCCUGGGGGUCAACGGCAAGUCCCUGGACAGGGUGACCCACGCCGAGGCCGUCAAGGUGCUGAAGGGCUGCAAGAAGCUGAACCUGGCGGUGCACUCGGUGGGGCGCAUCCCGGGGGGAUACGUCACCAACCACAUCUACACCUGGGUGGACCCCCAGGGCCGCAGCGUGUCCCCCCCCACGGGGCUGCCCCACCACCAGAACAGCUCCCUGCGCAGGGACAGCGAGAAGAGGAGCCACCUGCAGCUCCUGCAGGAGGGGGACGAGAAGAAGGUGAAUCUGGUCCUGAAUGAAGGGAAAUCCCUGGGCCUCAUGAUCCGAGGAGGGGCAGAAUAUUCCCUGGGCAUCUACAUCACGGGUGUGGACAAGGGCUCCGAGGCAGAGAGCACUGGCUUGAAGGUGGGAGACCAGAUCCUGGAGGUGAACGGCCGGAGCUUCCUGAGCAUCCCCCACGACGAGGCCGUGAAGCUGCUCAAGUCCUCGCGCCACCUGAUCAUGACGGUGAAGGACAUCGGGCGCCUGCCCCACGCCCGCACCACCGUGGAUGAAACCCGCUGGAUCAGCAGCUCCCAGCUCGGGGAGACCCUGGUCAGCUCAGCAGGGGCAGUGGGUGACCAUGCAAUGGACGUGGCAGCCAGGCCCGUGUUCUACCGGGGGCUGGCCGGCUCGCAGGUGACCCUGAGCACCAUGGUGAACCAGAGCCGGGUGAUGCUGGAGGAGCAGGCACGGCACCUGCUCAACGAACAGGAGCGGGCCACCAUGGGCUACUACCUGGACGAGUACAAGGAGGGCAACAUCUCCGUGGAUGCUCUGGUCAUGGCCCUCUUUGAGCUGCUCAACACACACGCCAAGUACGUCCCAUUGCCACUGCUGACGGUGGUGGGAGGGAGACCCCCGGAUUCCUGGGAAUGUGCCUGUGCUCCAACCCGGCUCUGGCUCUGUGUGCCUGGCCAGUUCUCGCUGCUCUCCGAGGUGCGGGGAGUGAUCUCCCCACAAGACCUCGACCGCUUCGACAACCUGGUGCUGAAGAGGGAGAUCGAGUCCAUGAAGGCACGGCAGCCCGCGGGGCCCAGCUCUGACUCCUACUCCAUGAUGUCCUACAGCGACACCGUCUCGUCCUCCAGCAGCCACUUCACUGCCACCACCGUCAGCUCGGCCCGGGAGCGGCUGCUGUGGCUCAUCGACCUGAUGGAGAACACGCCAGAGCUGGAGGGAGCUGGGGACUGCCACCAGAGCAGCAUCAACACCCUGCCAGAUGUGUCCCUGGAUGAUCUCUCCUCCUUCCCAGAAGAACCACCCAACUUCAAGCCCCCUCCUCCUCCAUCAGCCCCCCAGACCCUGGACCCCUCCUCUGCCCAGCACCGGCUGCCGGGGAAGGACAAGCCCAAGCGCCCCUCCUCCGACUCCUCCCAGUCUGGCCUUUUCUUCGUGGCCCCCCGAAACCCCUCUCCCCCUCCCAACCCUCCAGAGAAGGACACGCUCAGCGUCACCUCCACGUCCACCGAGGACUCAGCCCCCGGCGCCAUCUACGCCACCAUCUCCCCGUCGGGGCGCAGCUCCCGCCGGCCGGCCGACACCGCGCUCUCCCUGCUGGGCCAGCACCCCAUCGGGCCCUUCCCCAGGGUGCAGUCGCCCACCAGGCUGAAGAGCCCAUCCCCAGAGGGGCCUCAGAGCCCCCCGUCCCCAUCCCCACCCCCUCCGCCCGCGCACCCCGCGCCCCCUCCCCCGGACAAGGGCAGCCCCCAGGCCAACCAGCAUUUCAUCAUGGUGGAGGUGCACCAGCCCAACAGCGAGCCCGACGUCAACGAAGUGAGGCCCCUGCCCCAGGCCAGAGCCUCCACGCUCUCCCAGCUGUCGGACAGCGGGCAGACCCUCAGCGAGGACAGCGGGGUGGACAUCGGGGAGGCCGAGACCAGCGGCAAGGACAAGAGCCGGCAGCCAGGCCCCGGGAAAAGCCGGAGCCCCAAGGAGGCCACGAGGAGCGAGGGGGCGGCAGAAGGGGCCUCCAAGCCGCCUGGGCUCCUGGAGCCCACGUCGUGUCUGAUCCGGGUGUCCAAGAGCGCUCCCACCUUGGGCAUCGCCAUCGAGGGCGGCGCGAACACGCGGCAGCCGCUGCCCCGCAUCGUCACCAUCCAGCGGGGGGGCUCAGCGCACAACUGCGGGAAGCUGAAGGUGGGACACGUCAUUUUGGAGGUGAACGGCACAGGGCUGCGGGGCAAGGAGCACCGGGAAGCCGCCCGCAUCAUCGCCGAGGCCUUCAAGCUGAAGGACAAGGACUACAUCGAUUUCCUGGUCACAGAAUUCAACGUGGCCCUUUAGGAGCGGGUUCAGGCAGCGCCGGGGAUGGGGAUGAGGGAUGGCCCCAGGUGGGACAGCAGCGUCCCAGCGCACAGCCCGCGCCGCCCCGCACGCACAGACACCCCCAGCUUGUCCCCAAAUGUCCCCUGCAGCCUCCCUGCCUGGCUAGGGCAGGCUGAGAACGGGCACAUCCCUUCCAGAUUCCAUCCCUGUCCUCUCCGGGGUGGGAAUAUCCUCUCCCCCUCUGCCAGGGCGGCACGGUCUGGGUGUCCCCGCUGUCAUUUGAGUGCCACACACAGAGCGAGGUGGGCCCGUGGCUCGGGCUGGAGGGAGUUUCAGGGGGUUGCUGCUCCUUUGGGUGGUCCCCAAGGUGCCCAGGGGCGUGGUACCAGCCACGGGGGGAUGCAGAGAGAGCGACCGGAGGCCUUGUAAAUUGCUGGCAAUGUUGUCGUAUUUAUAUAUACAGAGCUUGUGCUUUUAAUUUUUCAAUAAAUCUAUCAGGGUAGAAAAAA